Messenger RNA from Peromyscus maniculatus bairdii (prairie deer mouse), 8209 nucleotides. Lineage: Eukaryota; Metazoa; Chordata; Mammalia; Rodentia; Cricetidae. The record is from RefSeq and is a predicted model, not a curated record.
UGUGCCCCGGCCUUAGGCACAUAGCCUUUCUUUUGUCUCUCCUGCUAGGCCUGAGGCACCAGGUGUUUUUGCCAGUAGAACCGGCACUGCCAUUGCCCUGGGGCUGAUAUCUAGGCCUACUGUGGUAACUGUACCUUAGCUCUUUGUUUCUACCUAGCUGUAGAGAGGUUUGCUUCUCAUCGCCUCAGCCACUAAGUCACCUGACUGGCUUUAGCUGCCAUGUGCACGGAGCCAGCCCUCUGCCAAGUGCUUUCUGUAAGGCUGAGCGGUAGCAUUUUUGUGCAUCGGUGUACUCUGGAACUUUGGGGUAAGUGGGGUUUCCUUCUCUGAACAAGGGCAGGUGUUGGACUGAAGAGAACCUUUUGUCAAGUGUUGAGGGCCAUAACAGGCCCACCCAGUGGCGGACAGGACUGGGAGCCUUUCGAGGAAAGGGCAGACAGACAUGGGUAGUGGAGAGCUUCCGAGGAAUUCAGCUACUUCAACAGAUUGGACCCAGAAGCCAGGCGUGGGGGUACACAGCACGUUCCUUUAAUACUGGUGUUCCAAGAGGCGGACAAGGGUCAGUUUGUUUGUUUGGUUGGUUUUGUUUUUUUCCGAGACAGGGUUUCUCAGUGUAGUUUUGGUUCCUGCCCUGGAUCCUGCUCUGUAGACCAGUUUGGCCUUAAACUCACAGAGAUCACCUGGCUCUGCCUCCCGAGUGCUGGGAUCAAAGGCGUGCGCCACCGCCGCCGGUGAGAGGGGUCAAUUUUUGUGAGUCCAGGCCAGCCUGGUCUGCAUAACGAGCUCCAGGCUAGGUGGGGCUACUGGUUGGGGAAGACCCUGUCUCGAAAAAAGAAAGAAUUUGGACCCUGAGUGGGAGAUGUGAACUAUCUGUGUAAGCUGUUGGAGCCCCAGACUCUUGCUGUGGUUCCGGAUGCUGCAUUGCUGGCAGCUGUGUCUCCGCGGCCUGUGGUCUCAGGAAGCUUUGAGGUGGGCUCAGGCAGCCUCUUGGGCACUGGAGUCCCCAUUGUGUAGAAGACAAGGCUGGCCAUGUGGAGCUGAGUGCAGCUGGGAUCUACCUGGAGUGCUUCUGACCUCCUGGAACCUUUGGUACACUUUGCCACCUGUGCUCCCCUGGAGCAUUCUCCGUGGAGAGUCCUGCUGGGCUGAGGCGCUUCUGCACGGGGGGACAGUAUGCCCGACCCCACCUGCACACACUGCUGCCCUGCUGACAGGUUCCUUUGGAGACACUUGUGUGUUUAUUAGUACUUGUGACGACGAGAGUCUACACAGCCUGUCUGGAAAGGCCAGCUUGCUGCCUUCCCCAGGCCCCAGAUGGCAAACUAUCUUUCCUAGAAAGGGCACAGAGCCUGUGAGGUUCACAGGCUCAGACAGUGUCCAGUGUCUCCGGACUCCUGCAUAGUAGAGAGCUUUGUAAGGACCAGCAGUUACGGGAGAGAGGAUGCAGGGUCUGAGUCAGGAGCCGGCAGAUGAGGACCGCUUGGCUGCCUGGAGGGGUGUUUGAGAGUUACCCCAGGAUAGAACAAAGUUUGCAGGCAAAGGAACUUGGUUUGGUUCAUAGGGUUUUUUGUUUAUUUGCCUUUUUAUCUAUUAAAUUUUAACCUUUCAACAUAAUGAAAUUACCACCACCAACAAAAAUCUAUAAAUCUGGGAAGACCAGUCCUGUGGGUUUGCAUGCCUAGGCAGGACUAGCCAGUGUCCUCUGUGGCCCUAGUCUUUUAGAAGGGUAUUUGUUGUGGCUUCUGUAGCCACCUGCUGGCCACUUUGUAGGUUCUCUGCAUGCCCCUCAGCCUGUGACUGACCUCUAGAAUUGAAGCGGUGACAGAGUACAAUUCAAAUCGGCAUUUGUUUCAGCGUCAUUAUUUAUGGGUGUGAGUGUUUUGCCUGCAUGUAUGUGUGUGCACCACUUGAGUGUGCUCCUGUGGAGGCCAUGGGGAUCAGGUCCCGGAACAGGAAUCACGCAUGGCUGUGAAGAGCAGUGCUCUUCACCAGGAAGCCAUCCCUCCAGUCUAAACCCAGCUGGCCUGGCACCUUUCCUUACCAUAGCCUCUUUUUUUCACGUGAGUGGAUGGCAGGGGAUGGGCAGGUACACCCUCCUUUCUCUUGGGCUGGGGCCUGUCCUACACACUGUCCCCAAGGAGGGUGGAAUUGGGUGGGCUCAGUGCAUGAUCUGUGCCAGGCCAUCAUGCAGGUUAACUAUCCUCCUGUUCUUGCCCACAGGUGGUGCCCGUGGGCAGGGCGCAGGGACAUGGGGCCAGACAUGGAGCUGCCCAGCCACUCAAAACAGCUCCUGCUGCAGCUGAACCAGCAGAGGACCAAGGGCUUCCUGUGUGACGUCAUCAUCAUGGUGGAGAAUUCCAUCUUCCGGGCCCACAAGAACGUCCUGGCUGCUAGCAGCAUCUACUUCAAAUCCCUGGUCCUGCAUGAUAACCUCAUCAACCUAGAUACCGACAUGGUCAGCUCCACCGUGUUCCAGCAGAUCCUGGACUUCAUCUACACGGGCAAGCUGCUGCCCAGUGACCAGCCAUCUGAGCCCAACUUCAGCACUCUCCUCACUGCCGCCAGCUACCUCCAGCUGCCCGAGUUGGCAGCCCUCUGCCGCCGCAAACUGAAGCGAGCUGGCAAGCCCUUUGGCCCUGGACGAGUGGGUGCUGCUGGCGUGGGGCGACCGACCCGUAGUCAGCGGCUGUCCACAGCCUCUGUCAUCCAGGCUCGGUAUCCAGGACUUGUAGAUGGGCGCAAAGGACACCCCGUCCCCCAAGAGCUCCCUCAGGCCAAAGGAUCAGAUGAUGAGCUUUUUCUGGGCAGCUCCACCCAGGAAAGCACACACGGCCUGGGCCUGGGGGGCUGCCCAGCUGGUGGGGAGGUGGGCCUGGGGGGCUGUAGCAACAGCACCAACGGGAGCAGUGGGGGCUGCGAGCAGGAGCUGGGUCUCGACCUGUCCAAGAAGAGCCCUCCACUGCCUCCCGCAGCCCCUGGCCCCCACCUCACUCCUGAAGACCCAGCCCAGCUGAGUGACGGCCAGCGCGACUCACCUGCGCCCGCUGCACCCUCCGCCCUGCCUGUUGGCAACAGUGCCUCGUACGCGGAGCUGGGGGCCACUCCUGAGGAGCCCAUGGAUCUGGAAGGGGCCGAGGACAACCAUGUGAGUCUGCUGGAAGGGCAGGGCGGCCAGCCUCGCAAGAGCCUCCGGCAUUCAGCCCGCAAAAAGGAUUGGAACAAAAAGGAACCUGUGGCUGGGUCCCCCUUUGAUCGCAGAGAAACGGGGACUAAGGGUCCCAGCCCAGGGGAGGAAGGGGAGGGGCUUGGGGACAGGGUUCCCAAUGGCGUUCUGGCCAGCGGUGUUGGCGGGAGUGGCCCCAGCGGGUCGUACGGGGAGCCGCCGUACCCCUGCAAGGAGGAGGAGGAGAACGGCAAGGACGGGAGCGAGGACAGUGGGCAGAGUGGGAGCGAGGCGGGCAGCGGCCCCGCCGGGGCCCAGUACGUGUACCGGCAGGAAGGCUACGAGACGGUGUCCUACGGGGACAAUCUCUACGUGUGCAUCCCGUGUGCCAAGGGCUUCCCCAGCUCUGAGCAGCUCAAUGCCCACGUGGAGACGCACACAGAGGAGGAGUUGUUCAUCAAGGAAGAGGGGGCGUAUGAGACCGGCAGUGGGGGUGCGGAGGAGGAGGCCGAGGACCUGUCCACACCUAGUGCAGCCUAUGCAGCCGAGCCUCGUCCUUUCAAGUGCUCAGUCUGUGAGAAGACCUACAAGGACCCGGCCACACUUCGGCAACACGAGAAGACACACUGGCUGACCCGGCCCUUCCCCUGCAACAUUUGUGGCAAGAUGUUCACGCAGCGAGGCACUAUGACGCGCCACAUGCGGAGCCACCUGGGCCUGAAGCCCUUUGCCUGCGACGAGUGUGGCAUGCGCUUCACCCGCCAGUACCGCCUCACAGAGCACAUGCGUGUGCACUCAGAAGCCAAAGACCCGAGGGAGCCCUCUGCAGACUUGCCACGUGGGAACCGCGGAAGGAGGAGUGAGGAAGUAUGGCGGGAGGGCCGAACCCCAAGUCCGGCCCCGCCUCCCCAUACCCAGAGCUUUAAUCAGCAGUGUACCAAGGGAAGCCAAGAGAAGAGCUGCCCGGGCCAGCCCUGUGGUGUGGUGCUGGUGACUGUUCUACCUCCCGUCCCACUUGGCUCCCAGCUCCUGAAGGGCUGCUGGAGAGCCGGUGGGAGUCCAUCAUGUGGGUGCCAGUGGGGCUUGGUCCCUUACUGCAGUCUGGGCUAGAGGAGGCUCAGGGCCUCCUUCCAUGGCCAAGAGUGGUGCCUGGAGCAGGCCCUCGGCUGUCAGGGACUCGGCUGUGUGUGUGCAUGUGUGCUUGUGUCUUUGCGGUGCAGUGUGACUCUGCUGUUGGGAAGCUGGUGCUGGGUGGCAGUUCCUUUCUCUCUGAGCUGGGGUGGCAACUGCUAGCUCACACUGGACAGUCAGGGUGACCCCACUGCCUACCUCUCGACAACUAAAGAGCCCUCUGGGCCUGUGUUACUGUUAUUCCUACUGAGCUGUUCCUAUUUCUUUUUUACAGUUUUUAAAAAUUCUUUUUUAAAACCAAAAUGAACAAUAUUUUCCUCCUGCCUCUCUGGGGAUGAGCCUGGGUUUGCAGACUGAAUGUAACUGGGGCAGCUGCCCCCCCCCCCCUGUCAUUUCCCCUGGUCCUGGUGCUGUGGGCAUGGUUGAACUUGCCUCUCCAAGGCCCCAGAAGCCCUUCUUGCCCAAAGGCUUCCCUGAUCCCGAGCCCUGCCUGCCUGGGCUUCCUCAGGAGAACAUGCUUUUCCCAUAAUUUCCAAGGAAUGUCACUAGUUAGAGGUACUUACUUUUAUUGAGACCCCCCCCCCCCACUCUCAUACGUUUUCUGAGAUGUUGGAACUUGAAGAUCUGAAGUUUCAGAGGGGGAGGGGGAGGCUAGACUUGGUGCCAGGGCCAUCGGUACUCUUGUUCGUGUGUGUGUGUGUGUACGUGUGUGUGUGUGUACGUGUGUGUGUGUGUGUGUGUAUACACGUGUGUGUGUGUGUGUGUACACGUGCGCCCGUGCACACGCGCGAGUGGAUGAGAGUAUGCGUGUUGCUUAUGCACAGAUGCUUUGCUUCCUUGCUCCCUGAACAAGGUGGCGAGCCUUCUGACCUUUGCUACCUCUUGAAUUCAGUACCACAGUGCGUGGAGGCUGCAGUUGUUUCCUGUGGUGGAGUUGGCUGGGCUGGGCGGGCCCGAGCCCUAUGUGGGCCUCGUGUUCCGGAAGGGAUGAUUGCUGCUCAGGGGAUGCUGUUUGUGGGGCAGGUGCUGGGCACCUGAGGAACAGAAGCCAUGAGGAGGGAGCAGCUCCCUGCAUGGGCCAGCGUGAGGUGGAAGUGAGCCCAUCCCGUCUCCUCCUGAGCUCUUGUGUGUCUCAGAACCUACUGCAGAGCCAGAGCUACAGGUUGGCCUCCACCUCCAGACUCAGCAAGUGGAGGGGUGGGUGUGUCAGCCGGCUUCAGAUGCUUCCCAGGCCAGACCAAGAUUGUCUGCUCUGCUCCAUAUGAGCCACAGAUCUGGGCCCGUAGGCCUUAUCAUCAUGUUUGAAGGCUUUUCAUGUUCCUUUUGAUUUUUUACUAAAGACCAAAAACUUCCAGAGUCAUCUCCUGCUCCCACCUCUGCAGAAACCCUCUAGCCUGAGUCCAGGGACCCCGUGAGUGGCAGGUGGCAGUGAGGGCACCUGGCCGGGCUCCCGUGGUGCCCUUGCUCUGAGCCAGUACUUUACCCUUUGCCUGUAAUCUCUUUUCUGUUCUUGCAAGUCCCACUGAGUAGCUGAGUGAAGACCCGGCCCCUCCACCCAGGGAAGAAGCAGGGCGUGCUAGCCUCUGUUCCCCACCCCACCCCACCCCACCCACCAGCACUUAAGCCAAGGACGCAAAGUCUGUGCAGCAUGGGGACCCCGUGUGGCCUCCCCGGCUGUGGGCAGUCUCUCUCGUCUGUUGUGCAGAAAUUCAGGGAUGGGAGCAGAGCCCCUCAGCACGCCGUGUGCAGCAGAGUGUUGUACCCACCUUAGUAUUGUACCAAGCCUUUUCUGUAUUUUAAUGAGAAAGCAAAACACUAGUUUCCUAUUUAAGAUUUUAAGGGUCGUUGGGCUGGGCGGGAUCGACACUUGGUUUGUUUUCUUUUUUCUUUGUUUUCAUUGGUGCAUGCUUAUGACUGUCCGUAUGUGUGUCUGUGUGUGUGUGAUGUCAAGAGCCUCAAGGAAAUCAGGCCAUAGGAGGCCAAGGUGGCUUACAGUUCUCUUUUAGUCAUUUAAUUCCUGAAUGUUUUGGAGAAACAGGAAACAGAAAAUAGCAGAUGUCAUGUAGGAAAAAAGAUUAAAAAAAUAUCAAAAGAAAAAAAAAAAAGCUCAUACCCAAAUUCACAAAACCUAUUUUUUAAACCAAAGCACAUUUUGAAUGAGUAUGGAACCUCAGUGGGCUCAGAAAAAAAAGAUACUAAUAUAUUUAUCUCAUUGUUUACAUAAACUUUUACAGUUUCAGACCUCAGCAGCUACAAGGCCAGUCCCAGGGAACUCUUCCCUCCCUCCUGGGUCCUUCUUGGCUUCUAAGUCGACCCUUGAGGGACUCAAGGGCAGAGGCAGCCCUGGUGCUGGGUAAGAACCAGAAGCCCCUCCCCUUAGCUGCACCUGAGCCCUAGGCCCCGUUUUUGGGGCCUCUUCAAGCUCAGCUGCCACCAAAGAGCAUGCACCAAGCUGACCAGCCCCCAGGCCUCCUGGCUGGACCCAGGGGUGGGUGUCAGCCCUGCCCGAGAGCCUUGUGUUACUGUGAGAGUCACUCAAGCCAAAAAGCAGGGAGCUUUAGGAAGCUCAGCGGACUCCAUCAUGCGCACACCCCACCCCGGGCAGCAGAAGGGUCUGACUUGAGUCUGGUCCUCACCAACAGGCGGUGCGAACACUCUCAACAGUGUUGUUUUGUAUCCAUGUUUGUGCAGUGAUGAAUGUAUUUAUUUCUCAGACUUAGGGCAAGCUGGUGGAAGCAGGCCCGGCUCUGCCAGUGCCCACUCCCACUGGACCGAGCUACUGCAAGGGCUCUUCCAAGAUUGCAAAAAGGAAAAGGUGAACUUGGGAACACUUAAGAAUCUCAGACUUGCAGGAUAGCCAUACACCUCAGCCUGUGACCCCUGACCUCACACGGCCCAAGAAGUGUGUUUCCGUCCGUCAGCACUGAGGGGAGCCAGAUCCCCACAUGCUUCCCACACUGUCAGUAUUCACUGGACCUCAGGUCCUUGUGCAGGAGUGCGAUCUGCUGAGUUCUCAGCAGGCAGAGCCUUCCUGAGUAGGGGGAUCCUGGGCAGCCGGGAGGGCAGGGCUCAGGGGGUCAGUGCUAGGAACAGAGGCAGAAGCCAAGCGGCUGGGCCCGAAAGAAUGGACAGGCUCCCCAGCCUUGCUGUGCUCCACUAAAGGGACCAAGGUCUUCCUUUCCCCAGUCACUACGGGGCCAAUGUUACUGAACCUAUGAAAUGGAUGCCAGGAAUGAGGGAUAGAGAGGGACCCGACCUCAGUCUGACAUUCCAGCCCGGGAAGGGUGGAAGCUGUGGAAACGUGCUGCCCAGGACCCCCUUCCUAGGAUGCCUGCAGCUUCAGUCACCUUACUUUAACUUUCUACCAGGGACCCCUCCCCCUACCUCACCUUGCUAUUUAUUGCUGUAAUUUAUUGACCUCAAAAAUGCUGCAUAACAGACCUCACUUGGGUCAGGGAGAGUUCUCAGGGUCCUCCCCUCCACUUGGUGGGGCCCCAUGGGGCCAGGUGCUUAAAGGAACCUCCCUGUACCUAACCCAUCACUUGUUUCCUCCAGGGGCCCCAGGUUGGGCUCCAUCCAUCCCAUUUGCAAAUACCUCAGGAGGGAUGGGGUAUAUCUGUUUCGUUUAAUUGGAACUGGAAGAGGGAUCACAUCCUCUGUACCCUUCCCGGAGCAGGGGAGGGGUGCGGGGAUCGCACUCCUGUACUGGUCACCGCUGUUGCCACUCAUCACAUUAAGUUUACUUCCCCAGAGUCUGGAUGGAUGCAUUCAGGUCAGAGCUGCAGCUGUGCAGCCCUCCAGUGUCAGUGAUUUAUCCACGACUGAUCUCUCCAUUCAAAAGCGUGCAGUCUUAAUGUACAGUGAUGAGAAACUGUUAUUUUAUGAUCUUUUCAUUAAAAGCUUGAUUGAAAACUG